UUGUCAAGAGUAAAACACUUGAACUUUAGGAUAUACAAUACAGACUUAAUCUCCCCUCUCCGUAUUUACAGUUAGACUUAAAAUGUCCUUAGCAAUGAAGCUUCUAGUUGGGGUCUAAUUAAGAUGUUCUCUCACUGCUUGCUGUCCUAAAUUCUGUUUCCAUUUUCUUCUAUCUGUGCUUCUAUCUAUCUUCCUACUAAUAUUGUCAUGUUUUAUUUAUUUUAUUAUUUUUCCUGCCACUUUAAUAUUUUAUUUUGAAACCUACUUUCUUCAAGUGUUGCAUUUUGCUUCACUUCCUGUUUGCUCUCCUGCCUCUGUUUCCUGCAUGUUGACUCACCUGUUUAACACCUUCUUCCUUGAAUCUCCGGAGUAUAUGUUUUUUAACACUUUUGCUACCCUUUUGGAUUUAUCUGGCCUUAUAUUGUUGGACUUAUAUUUGGAUCUGCCUAAACCUUGCAUUGCAUUUUGUUACACUCCCAUCUCGAAGUUUUUCUUUUUCUUUCUUUCUUUCUUUUUUUACUGUUUCCUUUUGUGGAUCUGGAUGUGGGCCAUCUCCUUUCAUUGUCAAUCAUGACAAAUAACUGCAGCAUUACAGUUUACCAGACUAAUACAGUUGUAGAGAAAAGGCCAACAGACAAAGAAUGUCGUUUUUCUACAUCAUCCACUUCCCUGAAAAACAAGGCUUUAGAAAAGCUAACUCAUUCUGCUGAGAACGGACUUCGGAUUAUUUAUUUAUGUUUUAUGAUUUACUUUUGGAACCUUUCUUCUUUUUCAUUGUUUAUUUAUGUAAAGAAUUGAGGCAAAUAUUUAGCCAUCUGUGGGCUAAAAAUGUUGGUGUGACAAUUUAGAGUUCUGUAAGUAUUGUUAUUUAGACUUAAAAUCAGAGUAAUGCAUUUUUUAUUUUUUAUUGCUGGAGCUACGGAAGACUUUUUGCAUCCACUGUGAAAUUUAAUUUAAAUAAUGAUAAUAAUGUGAGCUACUCAGGUUAAAUCAUGAACAUUUUACAUUUCCUUUCCUUCAGUUGGUAAACCUUGUGACCUGUCAGACAACAGUGAAAACAGGAUCGACAUGUCCUUCCCAAACAUUACUGCUUUCAUUGAGUGAUCACUGCGCUGUGGCGCAUCUCAUAUAAGAAAGAAAAAUGAGCAGCUCCAGAAAACGACCCAUGGAAGAAAGGGGGACAGGACAGGAGAUGAAAAAACGUCGCAACAAAGAUGCAGCCUCUCAGAAACACCAUUGUGGCUUGAUCAAUCAGGGAGCCACAUGUUAUCUCAACAGCGUCGUGCAAGGUCUCUUCAUGACGUCUGAGAUCCAUGACAGGUUGGAUCCCGGAUCAAACUCCACAGAUCAACAGCUAAGAAGCAUCUUUGACAAUUUGAAAGAAACGUCAUGUGAAACAAAAGACCUCACCAGGUGUUUGGAGAUUGACAAUGUUAGUCAACAACGUGAUGCUGCUGAAUGCCUGGAGAGGAUUUUACGUCAUGUCAGCCCAGAUGUCUCACAGGUGUUCGAGGGGGCGCUGAUGUGCACAACAAAAUGCUCCAAAGACCACAGCAUCAUCGAAGAGACGAAUCCUUUCUGGACGCUUCCGCUGUCUCUUGGAGAAAAGGAUGAUACAGCCUACAGCGUGGAGAAAGGCUUUGAAAGACAUUUCCAACCAAAGUCACACAGCGGAGACAACCAGGUGUUCUGUAACGACUGCCAAGCGAAGACAGCGACGACCAGCGGAUGUGAGAUGGUGGCAUUUCCUCACGUUUUGACUAUACUCCUCAAGAGAUUUGACUUUGACAUCCAGACCAUGUCACAUUUCAAAUCAAACUGCUGUGUGGACAUCCCACGCACAUUACAGAUAAAGGACAAGAAGUACACCCUGUAUGGGAUAGUGAAUCACAUAGGCAGCCUGAGGGGUGGGCAUUACACAGCCACCGUUCUGUCUAAAAAGGACAACGCCUGGUACGACUGUGAUGACACUGAAGUGAGGAAGGUGCAUGAACAGCCAUUUGAAAACACCAUGACAUACAAAUCCCAUACGGCAUACCUGCUCAUGUACAGAGCUUGUGAGACAGACAAAGUAACGGAAGAACACGAUGAGGAGGGGGCUGUCAUAGUGACGCCUCGCAGGAACAGAUGUGACAUCCUGAAGAAGCCCCUUGUGAUUGGUGUAACUCUUUUUCUGGCUGCAGUGAUUAUAAUUGUGCCCAUUGUAGUGACGCAAGUCAACAAAACCUGAUACAGCACGUACUCCUCGUGGAUUC
Messenger RNA from Mugil cephalus (flathead mullet), 2255 nucleotides. Its product is annotated as ubiquitin carboxyl-terminal hydrolase 47-like. Gene Ontology annotation, cellular component: nucleus; cytosol. Gene Ontology annotation, biological process: protein deubiquitination. NCBI's taxonomy places the organism in Eukaryota, Metazoa, Chordata, Actinopteri, Mugiliformes, Mugilidae. The record is from RefSeq and is a predicted model, not a curated record. Bases 1142 to 2230 code for a protein of 362 amino acids. Gene Ontology annotation, molecular function: cysteine-type deubiquitinase activity; cysteine-type endopeptidase activity. The transcript is spliced from 12 exons.